This is a messenger RNA of Penicillium daleae, 729 nucleotides long. Its product is annotated as putative 26S proteasome non-ATPase regulatory subunit Nas2. The coding region runs from base 1 to 729 and encodes 242 amino acids. Lineage: Eukaryota; Fungi; Ascomycota; Eurotiomycetes; Eurotiales; Aspergillaceae. The record is from RefSeq and is a predicted model, not a curated record. Gene Ontology annotation, biological process: proteasome regulatory particle assembly. The transcript is spliced from 4 exons. Gene Ontology annotation, cellular component: nucleus; cytoplasm. Gene Ontology annotation, molecular function: protein binding.
AUGGGCAUCCCCAUGGACGACAACAUUCACGCUCCUACAGUGGCCUCCGGACCAACGUCCGGGGCCACACCUCGCGACUAUUCAAAAAUGACCAUGCCCGAUCUGAUGCAGGAGAAAGAGCGGAUCGAGGCGGAGCUGUCCGCGCUCAGCAGUGUGCUUGGCUCGCACGGUGUAAACAUGAACACAUCCUUGACGACAUUUGAUGGGUUUCCACGCGACGAUAUCGACAUUGCCCAAGUUCGAACAACGCGCGUCCGAAUCAUUCAUCUGCGAAACGAUCACAAAGAUGUCAUGAAAUAUCUCGAGAAGGGUCUUCAUGCCCACUUCGCCCAACUAUCAAAUGCGCAAGCCGCGACCGCCACGACAAAUGGCACGACUCUUCCGUCGGCCGCAUCCACAGCGGUGGCAGCCAACAGCAUUUCGGAUGCCACUGCAUUGGGUACACCGUUCGCACGAGUCAACAGCGUGGAGCCCAGGAGUCCGGCUGAACAGGCAGGCCUGAAGGCUGGAGAUACUAUUCGAGAGUUUGGAAGGGUACAUUGGUUGAAUCACGAGCGCCUCUCAAAGGUUGCAGACACUGUGCAGCAAAACGAAGGGCGGCCGCUUACGGUCAAGGUAAGCAGGAAAAUCGAGGGUGCACCAGGAACGACCGAGCUCGAUUUGGAGCUGACUCCACGGCGCAAUUGGGGUGGUCGGGGACUCUUGGGGUGUCAUCUCGUUCCCCUGUAG